AUGCAUGUGAGCAUUCUAGAAAUCAUCAGGGAGGGAGGCAAAUCCAACCUCAUCGUGGAGAAGAAACGUCACUUGGCUGGAGAGAAGAAACGUCACCUGGCUGGAGAGAAGAAACGUCAGUUGGCUGGAGAGAAGAAACGUCAGUUGGCUGGAGAGAAGAAACGUCAGUUGGCUGGAGAGAAGAAACGUCAGUUGGCUGGAGAGAAGAAACGUCAGCUGGCUGGAGAGAAGAAACGUCAGUUGGCUGGAGAGAAGAAACGUCAGUUGGCUGGAGAGAAGAAACGUCAGCUGGCUGGAGAGAAGAAACGUCAGUUGGCUGGAGAGAAGAAAUGUCAGCUGGCUGGAGAGAAGAAACGUCAGUUGGCUGGAGAGAAGAAACGUCAGCUGGCUGGAGAGGAGAAACGUCAGUUGGCUGGAGAGAAGAAACGUCAGUUGGCUGGAGAGGAGAAACGUCAGUUGGCUGGAGAGAAGAAACGUCAGUUGGCUGGAGAGAAGAAAUGUCAGCUGGCUGGAGAGAAGAAACGUCAGUUGGCUGGAGAGGAGAAACAGGAGAAACGUCAGUUGGCUGGAGAGAAGAAAUGUCAGUUGGCUGGAGAGGUGAAACUUCAGCUGGCUGGAGAGAAGAAACGUCAGUUGGCUGGAGAGGAGAAACGUCAGUUGGCUGGAGAGAAGAAACGUCAGUUGGCUGGAGAGAAGAAACGUCAGUUGGCUGGAGAGAAGAAAUGUCAGUUGGCUGGAGAGGAGAAACGUCAGUUGGCUGGAGAGAAGAAACGUCAGCUGGCUGGAGAGGAGAAACGUCAGUUGGCUGGAGAGAAGAAACGUCAGUUGGCUGGAGAGGAGAAACGUCAGCUGGCUGGAGAGGAGAAACGUCAGUUGGCUGGAGAGAAGAAACGUCAGUUGGCUGGAGAGGAGAAACGUCAGCUGGCUGGAGAGAAGAAACGUCAGCUGGCUGGAGAGGAGAAACGUUAG
Molecule: messenger RNA, 969 nt
Organism: Salvelinus fontinalis (brook trout)
Lineage: Eukaryota; Metazoa; Chordata; Actinopteri; Salmoniformes; Salmonidae
Product: axoneme-associated protein mst101(2)-like
Exons: 2
Coding region: 1-969 (322 amino acids)
Source: RefSeq, a predicted model, not a curated record